AUGCUUUCUGACAGGGACUCUGAAAUACCACUUGGCAAUGUUCGAGCCCAUUUUUGCAGCAGGAUAUAUAGCUCCUGUCCUCAGAGUUUCCAGUCAGUAAAGAGAACGGACAGAGAAGAAAUCCUCUUGAAGCAUCAAACAGCACUCAACCAGCAGCAGCCCUUUACAACAGUUUCUUUAAAAAUAUCUAUUGAAGUUUCAGCAGCAACUCUUUCUGCUCCUACCCAACAUGCUGAACUGCCUGAAAUCAGUCGUCGUUCGGCAGGUUAUCAUCCCACCAUCUGGGGUGACCAUUUUCUCUCAUAUGCCUCGAACUCUUUGGAAAAUGAUGGUGAUGACAACAACAAGCAAGAGCAUCAGAAGCUGAAUAAUGAAUUGAGGAAGAUGCUAAUGGCUGAUCAGGUUGAUAAACCAUUGGAAAAAUUAAAGUUGAUUGAUGCAAUCCAACGCCUAGGGUUUUCCUAUCAUUUCGAAAAAGUGAUUGACCUAGUGCUGCAGCAAAUGCACUCGUCCCACGACGAUUGUGAUAUUGGGGUCAAUGAUGAGGACCUUUAUACCAUUUCUCUCAAAUUUCGUCUGCUUCGACAAAAUGGUUAUAAAAUGUCAAGUGAUGCCUUCAACAAAUUCAGGGACAGUGAAGGGAAGUUCAAGGAAUGUCUUAUCAAUGAUGUUCAAGGAAUGUUAAGCUUGUAUGAGGCCACGCAUUUGAGGGUGCAUGGGGAAGACAUUCUGGAUCAAGCACUUGCUUUCACUACUACUCACCUUGAGACCAUGGCUACCUGCUUGAACUCUUCUCUUGCAGCACAAAUUAGUCAAGCUUUAAGGCAACCAAUCAGAAAAGGCUUGACAAGGAUUGAGGCCAGGCACUACAUCCCUGUCUAUGAAGAAGACCCCUCCCAUAGUGAAGCUGUAUUAACCUUUGCGAAGUUAGAUUUCAAUAUGUUGCAAAGGUUGCACCAGGAAGAAGUUAGUGAAAUUGCAAAGUGGUGGAAAGACUUGGAUUUUUCAAGGAAGCUGCCUUUUAUCAGAGACAGAGUGAUAGAGUGAUACUUUUGGGCAUUGGGAGUGUACUUUGAGCCUGAAUAUAGGUUGGCCAGAAGAAUAUUAACCAAAGUCAUUGCCAUGACUUCUGUUAUUGAUGAUAUCUAUGAUGUGUAUGGCACACUUGAAGAACUUGCUCUCUUUACAAGUGCAGUUGAGAGGUGGGAUAUAUCUGAAAAAGAUCACCUACCGGAGUACAUGCAAAUCUGUUAUCAGGCACUCCUAGAUGUUUGCAAAGAAACUGAAGAAACAAUGACAGAAGAAGGAAAAUUAUACCGCCUUGACUAUGCCAUAGAAGCUAUGAAAAAUCAAGUUAGAGCUUACUUUCGCGAAGCUGAAUGGUUCCAUAACCACCACGUACCGACCAUGGAGGAGUACAUGGCAGUUGCAUUAGUUACCUCUUCCUAUGCAAUGCUUGCAACCACUUCUUUUGUAGGAAUGGGAGAUGUUGCAACCAAAGAAGUUUUCGAAUCGUUGUUUAGUGACCCCAAGAUGGUUACUGCCUCUUCCAUUGUCUGUAGACUCAUGGAUGACAUUGUGUCCCACAAGUUUGAGCAAAAGAGGGGACACGUAGCAUCAGCCAUUGAAUGCUACACGAAGCAGCAUGGUGCUACAGAAGAAGAAGCUGUCAAGGAAUUUCGCAAACAAAUUGCUGAUGCAUGGAAAGAUAUAAAUGAAGAAUGCUUGUAUCCAACAACAGUCCCCAUGCCACUCCUCACUCGGAUUCUCAACCUUGCACGCGUAAUCGAUGUAGUUUACAAGACUGAAGAUGGCUAUACUCAUGCAGGAGUGAUGCUCAAGGACUUUGUAGCUUCUCUGCUCAUUGAUCCUGUGCCUAUAUGAGCAUUUUGUCUUUUCAUACACUACAACUUAAUUAUCAAUAAACUAAUUAAGUUGAUUAAGUUAAUUAAGAUGUUUUAUGGUCCUCGAGUUGUGGUUGUAAUGAAAUGUCCUGGGUGGGUGUGUUUGGAGCAUAGGCCAUGGAUACAAGGUCACCGUUAUGUCAAAGCCUUGGAAGAACAUCAAUCAAAUCUUCCUCUACUUGUUCAAU
Molecule: messenger RNA, 2092 nt
Organism: Theobroma cacao (cacao)
Lineage: Eukaryota; Viridiplantae; Streptophyta; Magnoliopsida; Malvales; Malvaceae
Product: (-)-germacrene D synthase-like
Biological process (GO): diterpenoid biosynthetic process
Molecular function (GO): magnesium ion binding; terpene synthase activity
Source: RefSeq, a predicted model, not a curated record